This is a messenger RNA of Aspergillus nidulans FGSC A4, 987 nucleotides long. RefSeq lists its product as uncharacterized. Lineage: Eukaryota; Fungi; Ascomycota; Eurotiomycetes; Eurotiales; Aspergillaceae. The transcript is spliced from 3 exons. Bases 132 to 824 code for a protein of 230 amino acids. The record is from RefSeq and is a predicted model, not a curated record.
UUUGCAACUCGAGAGAACUCUUUCUUACUUACACUAGUGCAAUUUCUUCUCUAAUCCACCUCUCGAUUUUCUUCUUGUAAAUAUUAACUCAAGCGGCAAACGAACGAGGACACCCAGCUCUCCCACGCACCAUGUCAACCUACGAGGUCGAACAUAACCUCACAUCGGACCCGUCAACCUCGCAAUCCCAAUCAACGACUCGCCGCCGGCGCCCCGACCUCUCCACUUUCUUCGCGACCCUCUCUGAAAUCACCCCCGACGAGUCCCGUUCGCGCCCCUAUGCCGUGCCUGUGCCCGGCGAUGUCAGCGCUGCGUUCUAUUCCCUCGCCGAGGCGCUAAAUAUCAUGCGCCGUGAGGGGGGUGGAGGAAAUUCCGGCGCUACAGGUCCCGCCGGGGACAUUGGGAGCUUCCCCACGCUUAAUCCAGACGGGACGCCCAUUCGAGUCCACGGGGAUGAUCUGCUGGCGCAGAUGAUUCAAACAUUGUUGAGAGAUGCAGAAACGCCGCCGAAGGAGGUUGAGGGGGUUAAUGAGGAGUUUUGUGAUAGGCUGGACCGUGUCCCGCGCUCCUCGCUGAAGCCCGAACAGGCGUGUCCGAUUUGCAGCAAUCCGUUUUUAGACGACAAGUACCCACUCGUUGUGCGGUUACCGUGCCACCCGACGCAUUUGUUUGACUUGGAGUGUGUGCGGCCUUGGUUGAGACUCAGGGGGACGUGUCCGCUUGACCGGACGGAUUUCGCGAAGCAGGAGAGGGACAAGAUUGAGGAGCGCAAGAGAAUAGCUGAACAGGAUGACGAGGAAGAGUGGGAUGGAAUGUAUGGUUGAAUUACAAGGUAUGCCAGGUCGUUUGAGUUUUGGAGUUGAUGGGGUUAAAACGAGGCUAUGAAAGCUAAUCAUUGCAUUUCGUAAAGGAGUAUCUCGCGCAUUAUGUUAUAUAUGUACAUGUUGUAUUUACUUUUAAAUCGAACUGGUCAAGCUGCUCAAGAGC